GUACAUGGAGGCUAUUGGUCGGUCAGUCACCAACGUCUGACAGACAACAUUCACGAACAAAUCAAGGGGAGAAUCUGUUAUGCCGCCUAUUUAUUUUGCACCGCCCAGUUCUUUGGUACCGCCAACCCCUAGGUCCACACGUUACAGUGUCGCAAGGACUGGGCUCACUGCUGUGUCAACAAAAACAGUCACGUGAAUGAGACAGCGGAAAUCAAUUGUGGUGAGACUUCGCUGAGCGUUGCAUCUAUAGAAAACGUUGUUUACCAUACUAUCAAGUCUAUGGAAAUAUUGUUAGGGUUACGUUAGGUAUCUGUUAGUUUGAAACGUGACACUGAAAGACCUAUACGAUCAAAGCCUCAUUUGGGUAAUGAUUUCAAGACACUAACCAAGCAUCAUGGACGAGGACUGGAAACCACUUGUAAGCUCAGAUCAAAAUUCUGAGAGCUCAGACCGGAGGGACUCCACCGACUUUUUGGACUGCAAAGCUAAAAGACCUUUUCAUGUUGAGCCCAAGAACAUAGUAAAAGAUGACCUACGGGAGCGGGUUUCAUCUGAAGCCUCCAUUCUGAACAGCAGACUGCACUACUACAGUCGAUUGACAGGGUCGUCAGAUAGACUACUGAGCCCCCCUGACCAUGUUAUACCUCAACCGGAAGAGAUUUACAUUUACAGCCCUUUAGGGACCGCAUUCAAAGUGAAAGGAGGGGAAGGCGCCUCUAAAAACCCAAGUAUUGUCACAAUAUUUGCAAUAUGGAAUACAAUGAUGGGCACGUCUAUACUGAGUAUACCUUGGGGUAUAAAACAGGCUGGCUUCACUCUAGGAGUUCUUAUUCUGAGCGCUAUGGGGCUUCUGACCCUCUACUGCUGCUACAGAGUCCUGAAAUCCCCCAAGUCAAUACCCUACAUUGACACAUCUGAUUGGGAAUUCCCCGACGUGUGCAGGUAUUACUUUGGUAAAUGUGGACAGCUGUCCAGCCUGGUUUUCUCACUGGUGUCACUGUUAGGGGCAAUGGUGGUCUACUGGGUCCUUAUGUCCAACUUCCUCUACAACACUGGCAAAUUCAUAUACAACUAUGAGCAUAACAUAUCUGAUCCUGACUUCGGAAGCAAUACCUCGGUGAUCUGUCCAUACCAACUUCACAAUAGCUCCAUGGAUAUUAGCAUCACUUCUAACAAUACCUCAGAUGCCCUUUUUCAUUUUUGGUGGAGCAAGACCAACACAAUACCCUUUUACCUCAUCAUCUUGUUGCUGCCUCUGCUGAACUUUCGCUCAGCCUCCUUCUUCGCAAGGUUCACAUUUUUGGGUACUAUAUCAGUAAUGUACCUGAUCUUUCUGGUCACGCUUAAGGCCAUUCAGCUGGGCUUCCACUUGGAAUUCCACUGGUUUCACUCAAAUGACUUCUUUGUUGCAGAGUUCAGGACGCUGUUCCCUCAGCUGACCGGUGUUCUUACGUUGGCCUUUUUCAUCCACAAUUGUAUCAUUACCCUGAUGAAGAACAAUAGACAUCAAGAAAACAAUAUCCGGGAUCUGUCUGUGGCCUAUCUCUUAGUUGGACUGACCUAUCUUUAUGUGGGAGUGUUGAUCUUUGCAUCUUUUCCCUCACCUCCGUUCUCCAAAGACUGCAUUGAACCAAACUUCCUGGACAACUUCCCUAGCAGUGACGUCUUGGUGUUUAUUGCUCGAGCAUUCUUGUUAUUCCAGAUGACCUCAGUUUAUCCAUUGCUCGGCUAUCUAGCCCGGGUCCAGAUAAUGGGAUAUCUAUUUAACAACUCCUACCCCAGUUUCUUCCACGUCAUCACGUUGAAUAUCUUCAUUGUUGCUGCGGGUGUCCUCAUGGCCAAGUUUUAUCCUGACAUUGGAUCCAUCAUAAGGUACUCUGGAGCAACAUGUGGCCUGGCCUUGGUCUUUGUCUUGCCUGCUUUAGUGCACAUGAUAUCGCUCAAGAGGCAAGGGGAGCUUAAAUGGCCCUCAGCCAUUUUUCAUAGCCUUCUGAUCCUGCUUGGUAUAGCCAACCUACUGGGUCAAUUCUUCAUGUAGACACUGACUGAUUGGAUAUUUUCAUAAAUGGUUUUCAAAAUUCUAAAACAUGAUGAGAACAUCCCAUUGAAUCUAUGACGUUGGUGAAAAGAUCCUUAGAAGACUGUAUUUUUUUUAUCCAUUGCUGCCUUGUGCUUUUACUUCGAUUAUUUUUUUCAUGUCAAUGGUAUUAAUUUCUUCUUUCAAUAAAUGGUGCGAUAACCUAUAAUUAAUUGAAAAAUGUGGACAUUUGCAGAAUUAUAUAUUUUAACAUUGCAUUAAUCUCGGUCAAAUAGGCAUAAUUUCCUAUUGAAAUUUGGUAUGGGAUCUCAUUUUAAUGUUAAGUCCGUGCUGAAACUGAAUUCAGUUGUUUAGGGUGUACUCUGUAUGAAAAUAUUUAACUGUAUAUAAGGGUGCUAUUGAUCACAUUUUGCUUGUACAGCUGUCUUCAAUUGUAUUAAAGAGUCGUUAUAUGUGAGGUAAUUAAUUCCUCAAUGAUAGAAAUUAUUCAAAACACUAUUUUACUCAUUUAAGUUUACACUCCAAGAUGUAUCUCCCCUCUUGAAUGUAUAAAGGGAAUAAAUGGAAACUGUUUGCAAUAACAAGA
Molecule: messenger RNA, 2624 nt
Organism: Gadus morhua (Atlantic cod)
Lineage: Eukaryota; Metazoa; Chordata; Actinopteri; Gadiformes; Gadidae
Gene: slc38a9
Product: solute carrier family 38 member 9
Exons: 15
Coding region: 395-2038 (547 amino acids)
Biological process (GO): amino acid transmembrane transport
Cellular component (GO): lysosomal membrane
Molecular function (GO): L-amino acid transmembrane transporter activity
Source: RefSeq, a predicted model, not a curated record